AUGGCGCAGGCAAAGUACGAAUCGACACGGACAGGUUCCAAAGUGCGGGAUCGUCUAGCGGCCGUCUCAUCGCGAGUGCUAUACUAUGGACACGUUCUCGAUGUCAUCUCACAGCACCAUCCAGAGUUCGUCUCCUUGGCAUGGGGGACGUUGAAGUUUCUUUUCGUGCUUGUGUUGAACCACGAAGAGACCACCUCGGAACUCGCGAAAGCGGUCGCGAAUAUUGGUGAUGUACUUCCUCGCGCCAAACUCCAGCUAGAAAUUUUUAGCGCAGAUUCAAUGAGAGGAGCCGUGGAAAUACUGUAUACAGACAUUCUCACAUUUUUAAGUGUGACCCUCGAGUGGUAUCAACAAGGUUCGCUAAUGCGCGCCUGGAGGGCGUUCACUCAGCCAUACAAGCUUCGUCUCAAAGUUUUGAGGGACAAAAUUGACGAGAGCGUCCGGCGGGUCGACAACAUGGCCCAUACGCUGUCACAUCACACAAUCAACAAAAUGUAUGAUCUGAUUCUCAAGCUAAAUACAAACUUCAAUGAAAAUCAUUUGGUGUAUUUAUCUCGAUUCUCUGGCCUAGAUCGAGGCCAAAAUCAGAUCCAAACGGACUUGAUCCUCAAGGCAACAAAAGAUACAGGUCUCCAGGACCCCGUGGAAACCUUGCGAUUUUGCAGGUCAAUACGACAUAAGAGGAUGCAUAGAUACGAUAUCGACAAGGCUGGUAUUCUCCCUGCUCUUGAUAGCUGGUCGAACACACUGCGCUCUUCUUUGAUUGUUCUUGGGGGCUCCGGAUCGACUCGUUUCCAGACCAAAGACCUCGCCACUGAAAUGGUGGAUCUCCUUCGAGACGUGAAGAAGAACGUCUUAUGGGUCUUGAAGGGCCGAAACAGGGACGUGCCGGAAGAUAGCAUUCAUACUGUCAUACUUAAACAAUUGGUUCACCAAUCGGUCCAACUCAACCACCACCAGGUAGCACAUCACAUAUCAGCCAACUUCAAUGCGCCGCGAAUUUCAGCCGCGUCAAGUAAAAACGAUUGGUUAGGUAUUCUAUCCGAGACACUCAUAGGGCUGUCUGAAGUUUAUCUCAUCAUCGAUAUGGAAGCGUUGGGGUACCGCACGAAUGAUGAGGCAGCAUUUUGGCUGGAGUUUUUCGGACUCAUUCAGCAAUUUGUUCAAAACGCCCCGGAAGUCGCAAUUAAAGUUGCAAUCUUCACCUUCAGGCAGGGCUUCAUUCAAUCUGUGGAGUCAAACCCCAACAGGCCGCUGGUCGUUCCGUUGCCAAGAAAGACUGGACCAGUCACGUCCAAAGUGCAAAAGCGCCAAUCGUGGAACAAGAAGAAAAGAAAUAUUUUGCGGUUACGACAUGCAUGA
This is a messenger RNA of Periconia digitata, 1362 nucleotides long. The record is from the annotation of a GenBank genome assembly. NCBI's taxonomy places the organism in Eukaryota, Fungi, Ascomycota, Dothideomycetes, Pleosporales, Periconiaceae.